AUGGCUAGUAGUCCAGUCUCAUACAGACUUCUCAGAACCGGGGGCAGUCUUCUUUCUCUCCUCCAAAAGUCUCCCGCAAAUCUCUCUACUCACUGCGACGAUAGUCUCUUUCCCCGACUCCUCCUUAUUAGCAAAUCUCGAUUUUUCUGUUUCUUGGCGAAACAAUCUUUGUUAUAUCUAUCUAUCUAUCUAUCUAUCUAUCUAUCUAUCUAUCUAUCUAUCUAUCGUACGGAGAAAGGUUGUUAUCUUUUUAUUUGGCUUUUUUUUGUUUUAUGCACGGUUUCCAGUUAUUCGAACUUGGCGAAACACUUUCCAAGACAACGUUUUACCAGGAAAAUGAAUUUUGACAACCUUAUUGAAAUGAUUGGAGAGUUCGGGUCCUAUCAGAAAAGGGUACUAUUUUGCCUUUAUUUGGAUUCUAUUAUGGAUGCCUUUCAUUCUGGUCUCACCAUGUUUAUUUUGCCACAAUUGAACUUUCGGUGUUCCCUUCCAGGAUUUAAAAAUGAUACAUAUAAGAUCCAAGGAAGACAUCACGAAUGGAUCAUUAAUCAAAGCAUUCCAGUAAGCACAGUAAAUGGUGACACGGCUUAUAAUUCUUGUACGCGUUUCUAUGUUUGGAAUGAUACAAACGUUACUUUAGAGAAAUGCAAUUCUUGGGUUUUCGACAAAUCUGUGUACAAGGCAACACUUAUUGAAGAGUUUAGUCUUGUCUGUGACCAGAAGAUGAUGAAUUCACAUAUCGUCACGGUAUUUUAUCUUGGUGUCUUAGCCGGGGCAGCUUUGAUGGGAACUAUAUCCGAUUGGGUUGGUCGCAAGAUUGUAAUGAUUGUAUGCAUUUUACUCCAGGGAAUAGUUGGAAUUGCUUCAGCAUUUAGCCAAAAUAUUAAUCAGUUUCUAAUCUGCCGUUUCAUCAUUGGAUUUGCGAGCUCGGGAUCAUUCGUCACGGCAUAUGUACUCGGUGCAGAAUUAGUUGGAACGAAAAAACGCGCUUGGACAUGUAUGGUAACCCAGAUUUUCUUCACUAUAGGCUUCUGCAUACUUACUGGAGUUGCUUAUUUUGUGAGAAACUGGCGCAUUCUUCUGAUCAUUUUAUCUGCCCCUUCGAUCAUUCUCAGCUUUAGCCUCGUUUGGUGUGUUCAAGAAUCGCCCCGUUUGCUUUUCAUGAAGAACAAGAAUGAAAAAGCUUUUAAGAUUGUCAAGUUAAUCGCAGAAAAGAAUAAGAAGUCUUUACCUGAUAAUAUUGAUGAAAUGAAUAUUGACGUGCAACAAGCAAAAUCACAUGGUAUUUGGAAAGUCUGGACGUCAAAAACAUUAAUUCUACGAAAUUCCAUCAUGAGUAUAAAUUGGGUUUCCGUAAGUCUAUGUUAUUUUGCGCUGGCCAUCAACAGUAGGAAUUUGUCUGGUGACGUUUAUUUGAAGUUCAUCCUGGGAGCUUUGGUUGAAUUUCCUGCUUACGUGGUUACAAUUUAUUUGUUGGAUCAUAAUUUCGGAAGGCGGAUAAUUUUUUCUACGUCAAUGGUGGUUGCCGGCAGCGCUUGUUUUAUUAGUACUUUCCCUUUUGUCUAUGGAGGACCCGAUCUACAAUGGGUUACUUUGAUGUUUUGUCUUGUUGGAAGAUUAGCUGUCACAGCUGCAUUUGGUAUUAUUUAUCUGUUUGUAUGCGAAAUCUACCCAACUGUUGCGAGAAAUGGUGCUCUGGGAAUUUUCUCAACUUUUAACCGAAUCGGGUCCAUCACAGCACCUUACAUCAUGAUUCUGGGCGAUUACGUGAAAGGGAAUUUCGGUAAAGGUUUGCCCUUUAUUCUUCUGGCUUUUUUUACGCUCGUUUCGGGUCCUCUGGUGUUGUUACUGCCGGAAUCAGCCGGCAGAUGCAUUCCUGACACUCUCAAAGAAGCGAAGAUGAUGAAAAGGUCUGAAACACGGAAGAAAUAUGAAACACGUUGCAGCGCUGAAGACAUAGCAAUGAAAUGUAUAAAAUCAUAA
Molecule: messenger RNA, 1983 nt
Organism: Acanthosepion pharaonis
Lineage: Eukaryota; Metazoa; Mollusca; Cephalopoda; Sepiida; Sepiidae
Source: the annotation of a GenBank genome assembly